AUGAAUGACCUGCUGCCCAUCACUGGAAACACCCUCCCCCUCCUAAAUGUCUUCUUCUCGCUCUGCCUGGCUCUCAUGGUGGCCAGUCUGCUGGAGACCAUCCUCAUCACCAAUCUUCUGCACAGCUCUGCUGACCUUCCUCCCGUCCCGCGCUGGAUGCACAUUCUCAUUCUGCAGAUUAUUGGUUUUCUGGUUUUUCUACCUUGGAAGCCUAAAGAGCCCAGAGAUGCAGACAUGAAAAUGCAUGAGGUGGUGGCAGAAGUAAGCAAGACACCAGUGGAGGCCCCAGAGAAGGUCCUGGCCAUGGAGAAGGUCCAGGCCCCGGAGAAGGUCCAGGCCCCAGAGGAGGUCCAGGCCUCGGAGAAGGUCCAGGCCCAGGAGGAUCACCAGGCCUUAGAGGAGCUGAGGAGCCUGGGGAAGGACCUCCAGGCCGUUCGCCUCCUUGUGGAGAAGCAUCAGGGUGGAAGUCCAAGCUCAGAGGAGUGGAUCCAGUGUCGACAGCUGAAGGUCAGGCCUUUUAAGGUUCUCUUCAUCUUCAUCUCGGUGCUCGUCCAUGCUCAGUGCACUCCUGUCAUGUUCAACUGUUCUCAGCCUGAUCCUCGGGCUCUUCUGGAGGCUCUACAGCCCGUCUUCAAACUCAAAUCCAUCCGACCCGUGUACAACCUGUCCACCCCCACUCUGGUCUACAUCGACUUCAUCAUGUUUGGAAUUCUAGGGGUGCUGAUCAUGUAG
Molecule: messenger RNA, 732 nt
Organism: Sphaeramia orbicularis (orbiculate cardinalfish)
Lineage: Eukaryota; Metazoa; Chordata; Actinopteri; Kurtiformes; Apogonidae
Product: 5-hydroxytryptamine receptor 3A-like
Exons: 6
Coding region: 1-732 (243 amino acids)
Biological process (GO): monoatomic ion transport
Cellular component (GO): membrane
Source: RefSeq, a predicted model, not a curated record